CCCCAGGUUGUAAAUUAAAUCAGCGCAAAGGUAGAAAUGAACACAGAGCUCUCAGACUGGAAGCUGUCCAAACAGCUGCAUGGAGCAGGGGCACAGCCCACUGUCUUUCAAAGCCUCAACCAGGGCUGUCGCAUCUCAGACACUUGGCAGUUACUGGAAAGUCAUGUUAGGCUUUCCUGUUGAUUCUUUAUCUUGUGGAGGAGUUGCACAGUCAAUGCCUUGUUCAAGAUUAAUCAUUUUCCCUGUUGCCUAUAACUGAGGCUGUUUCUCACGUCCUGCCCCUGGUUUUGCCUGUCCCAAGGAUUUCGUCUGAAGGGCGGGACAUUACCCCUGCCUCUUCGCACCACAGCCAGAGCCUGCCAUUAGGACCAAUGAAAGCAAAGUACCUCAUCCACUCAGUGACUAAGAAUUGCAGUAUUUAAGAGGUAGCAGGAAUGGGCUGAGAGUGGUGUUUGGUUUCUCCACCAGAAGGGCACACUUUCAUCUAAUUUGGGGUAUCACUGAGCUGAAGACAAAGAGAAAGGGGAGAAAACCUAGCAGACCACCAUGUGCUACGGGAAGUGUGCACGAUGCAUCGGACAUUCUCUGGUGGGGCUCGCCCUCCUGUGCAUUAUAGCUAAUAUUUUGCUUUACUUUCCCAAUGGGGAAACAAAGUAUGCCUCCGAAAACCACCUCAGCCGCUUCGUGUGGUUCUUUUCUGGCAUCGUAGGAGGGGGCCUGCUGAUGCUCCUGCCAGCAUUUGUCUUCACUGGGCUGGAACAGGAUGACUGCUGUGGCUGCUGUGGCCAUGAAAACUGUGGCAAACGAUGUGCGAUGCUUUCUUCUGUACUGGCUGCUCUCAUUGGAAUUGCAGGAUCUGGCUACUGUGUCAUUGUGGCAGCCCUCGGCUUGGCAGAAGGACCACUAUGUCUUGAUUCCUUCGGCCAGUGGAACUACACCUUUGCCAGCACCGAGGGCCAGUACCUUCUGGAUACCUCCACAUGGUCCCAGUGCACUGAACCCAAGCACAUUGUGGAAUGGAAUGUAUCUCUGUUUUCUAUCCUCUUGGCUCUUGGUGGAAUUGAAUUCAUCUUGUGUCUUAUUCAAGUAAUAAAUGGAGUGCUUGGAGGCAUAUGUGGCUUUUGCUGCUCUCGCCAACAGGUAAGAACCUGCAUAAUAAUCAAUAUGACUGCUAAAAGAACCACCCCAGGACAGAGUCACAAUCUUCCUCUAUUUCAUUGUAAUUUAUAUAUUUUACUUGUAUUCAUUUGUAAAACAUUGUACUGGUGUAACAUACUCCUCAUAUUCUACUUUUACAAAGGCCUGUAAAGACUGGCAUCUUCACAGGAUGUCAGUGUUUACAUUUAGUAAACCUAUGUGUUUUUUUAAGGAAUGAGGAAACAAACCACCCUCUGGGGGUAAUUUACAGACUGAGUGAGAGUCCUCAGUAUAUCUGAGAUAAACUCUAUAAUGUUUUGGAUAAAAAUAACAUUCCAAUCACUAUUGUAUAUAUGUGCAUGUAUUUUUUAAAUUAAAGAUGUCUAGUUGCUUUUUAUGAGACCAAGAGGGAGAAAAUCCGACAACCUGGAAAGAUCUUUGUUUUCACUGCUUGUAUGAUGUUUCCCAUUCAUACACCUAUAAAUCUCUAACAAGAGGCCCUUUGAAUUGCCUUGUGUUCUGUGAGAAACAAAUAUUUACUUAGAGCGGAAGGACUGAUUGAGAAUGUUCCAAUCCAAAUGAAUGCAUCAAAACUUACAAUGCUGCUAGUUGUUGUGAGUACUAUGAGAUUCAAAUUUUUCCAACAUAUGGAAAGCCUUUUGUCCUCCAAGGACGAGCACUAGGGAUCACGUGUUUAAAAAAAGAAAGGCUGAGAUGACUGGGCCAGAAGAAAGAUGGGAAACUGAAUAAAGCAGUUGAUCAGCGUCAUAGAAACGGGGGAGGAGUGAGGGCAGGAGGACUACGAGGAAAUACCUUCAAAACUAACUUGUUUACAACAAAAUAAAGUAUUCACUACCA
Cercocebus atys (sooty mangabey) is the source of this 1995-nucleotide messenger RNA. It is a transcript of the gene TM4SF1, whose product is annotated as transmembrane 4 L six family member 1. The transcript is spliced from 5 exons. The record is from RefSeq and is a predicted model, not a curated record. NCBI's taxonomy places the organism in Eukaryota, Metazoa, Chordata, Mammalia, Primates, Cercopithecidae. Gene Ontology annotation, cellular component: membrane. Bases 547 to 1308 code for a protein of 253 amino acids.